This is a messenger RNA of Aspergillus versicolor CBS 583.65, 1106 nucleotides long. RefSeq names its product SDR family oxidoreductase. The transcript is spliced from 3 exons. Gene Ontology annotation, cellular component: cytosol. Bases 230 to 1039 code for a protein of 269 amino acids. NCBI's taxonomy places the organism in Eukaryota, Fungi, Ascomycota, Eurotiomycetes, Eurotiales, Aspergillaceae. The record is from RefSeq and is a predicted model, not a curated record. Gene Ontology annotation, molecular function: oxidoreductase activity.
CUCCAGUAAAAGUUGUGUCCUUCCGAGCAUGCUGUCCAUGCUUGUCCUCCUGCUUCCAGAUCCUGGAGCAACUCCGUCGUGAUCGACACUCAUCCGUCUGGACGGAAAAGAUGGUGGAAGUGAAGUCAGAGUGAAUCUCCAGUAGCAAUUAUAUGAACCCAAUGUCUCUACGAAGGAGAUCCUUACGAAGGAGACGGCUUCUAAAGACAAACCUCAGAUCUAAUUAAUCAUGUCCUCCGUAUCGAAACGCCUCGAAGGCAAGACCGUCCUCAUCACCGGCGCCUCCUCCGGCAUUGGACGCUCCACAGCUCUCGAAUUCGCACGCACCGCUCCCCAAAACCUCAAAUUGAUCCUUACAGCGCGCCGAAUCGACCGUUUGCAGGAACUCGCGACCAGUAUCACAAAGGAAUUCCCCGGAGUCAAGGUCCAUCCCGUGCAGCUCGAUGUCAGCAAUCCAGAGGAAGUGCGAGGACUAUUAGACAGCCUCCCUGCGGAAUUCAAGGAAGUCGAUGUUCUAGUUAACAAUGCCGGCCUCGUCAAAGGCGUCGCCAAAGCCCCCGAAAUCGCAGAGGAAGACAUCAACGUCAUGUUCGCGACAAACGUAACGGGUCUCAUCAACGUCACCCAAGCGAUUCUCCCGAGUAUGCUAAAGCGCAACAACGGCGAGGGCUCUGGAGACAUCAUCAACAUUGGCUCCAUUGCUGGACGGGAGCCGUAUGUCGGGGGCGGGAUAUACUGUGCCACCAAGGCUGCCGUGCGAUCCUUCACAGAGGCUUUGCGCAAGGAGCUGAUUUCGAAGAGAGUCAGGGUUAUCACGAUUGAUCCUGGACAGGUGGAGACUGAGUUCUCGGUUGUCAGGUUCUAUGGGGAUAAGAGCAAGGCGGAUGCCGUUUAUGCCGGCUGUGAGCCGUUGACACCGGAUGAUAUUGCAGAGGUUAUUGUGUUUACUGCUGGCAGGAGGGAGAAUGUAGUCGUAGCAGACACUCUGCUCUUCCCUAACCACCAGGCCAGUGCUACGAUCAUGCAUCGGAGGGGUUGAUCACAUAAAUGCAAUAAUAACUGCAAUAGAGUAACAUUAUAAAAAUAAAUUCAAGAACAAACUGCCA